GCGGUACGUAUUUGUAUUUUUCAAGACACAUAAUCCGAGAUUAUUAGGGGGCGUGCCCAUGCUUAAACUAGACGAGCUCAGAACAAGUCUACAGUCUCACCUCCCUGGUCAAAUCCCUAUAUAGCUUGCAGAGAUCCUUAGACCAUGGACAUGUCAGUGACACUCCCUAGUGGCCAUGCCAUGCCUCUGGUUGGUUUAGGAACCUGGAAGCUGAAAGCUGAUGAGGUUGCCGGAGCGAUAGGAGCAGCAGUAGAUGCAGGAUACAGACACUUUGAUUGUGCGCUCAUCUACGGCAAUGAGAAGGAGGUGGGCGUCGCCUUGCGGGAGGCAAUGCAAAGACUGGGUUUGAAGAGGGAGGAUGUCUUUAUAACAACCAAAGUGUGGAACACAUUUCAUGCCAAGGAAGACGUCGCAGAGUGUUUUAAUCGAUCAUUGACUGAUCUACAGCUAGACUACAUUGAUCUCUACAUCAUGCACUGGCCGUUAGGAUUUCAAAACCUUGGUCCAACGGUCAUGUUUCCUCGCACAGAGACUGGUGACAUAGUUUACUCCGAUGUGCACUACCUAGAGACAUGGUCAGCCAUGGAAGACCUGGUCAAGACUGGUAAAUGCAAAUCUUUGGGACUGUCAAACUUCAACAGCAAGCAGUUAGAUGAUGUACUCCAGCAUUCCACCGUUCCACCAUCUGUCCUGCAGGUGGAGAGUCACCCGUUCCUACCGCAGGUGGAGCUGCUAAACUUCUGUCGAGAGCGAUCAGUGGUGGUAUCAGCUUACAGUCCUCUUGGCUGUGGAGACAGGGCUUGGAAGCUGUCUGGUGAACCUAGUAUAUUUGAUGAUCCAGGGUUACUGAAAAUAGCUCAGAGACUCCGCAAAAGCAUUGCCCAAGUUGCUAUCAGGUAUCAGGUGCAGAGGGGUAUCCCUGUGAUACCGAAGAGUGCUACUCCAUCUCACAUCCAGGAGAACAUCAAUGUCUUUGAUUUUGAGUUAUCGGAGGAUGACAUGGCGCUCUUAUCAAGCCUGCCCAGGCGACGCAUACUUGUACCACCCAAGAAGGACAAGGAUAACAAACCAAUGGUGGACAGCGACGGUCUAGUGAUCCCUAGAGAUGGAUCACAUCCCUAUUAUCCCUUCCAUGAGCCUUUCUAGAAACACUGCCUUAGAGUCUUUGAUUGUAUGGACAUGAAAUAGAGCACAACUUAAUGCGUGAAGGUCAAUUUGAGUUCUGAUUAUUAAAAACAAAUGAAGGAGCAAACAUAAGGAACAUAUUCUUAGUUUUAUUCCUAUCAUUGUAAGCACCAUCCAGACUUUCCUUGAUUUUGAGCAAGUAAAUGAUGAAUCUUGCAACUGUUUGCUGAGCCAAGUCAUGCAAUUUUUGCCACAUUCUAUCUGGUGUGCAGUAUGUGGGGGUAAUAAAUGCAUAUUCACACUUGAAAUCAAACUGAGGCAAGUAAACUGUGGGCCAAAAUUUCUGAAAACACAAAUUUAAUUUUCUUACCAUUCUUAAUCUUGAGACACAGAAAAUAUAAUACAUGCUUCAAAUGCUCAGCUCUUUCAUAUGAAACCAAAAUGUGGAAAAAAUAUUUAGCUUUGCUUUUGAAACCAUUAUCAGAACUCAACCUCCCCCUUUAAUCCUGCUGUAGAAAUUAUCGAGUUCAUAAAACAAAUAUGAGGCAUGAUUGGUCAACAGUACUAUUGAAGUAGUAAUAAUUAUUGAUAACCAAAGGCAAUGUAAAUCAUGAUCAGACGUGAUUGGGAACAGCUGUAUGUGUUUGCUUUGUACUUACUCAUCUAGUUAUGAUAGCUAUGAUCAUAGAUUUAAUUCUUGCCAUGGAAAGAAUAAUUUUCCUUAAGUCUUACUGAAAAUUAACACAUUUUUCUCCCAUUUAAAUGUUGAUCAUUUUUUCUUUGAAAUGUCAGGAAUCUAUUACAUUUUCAAUCAAAUUAAUAAACAUGAUUUCAACUACAUGUCAAACUGUUUAAUACAUAGUUCUCUAACAAACAAAAACAAAACAUGGAUUUUCAUGGAUAUUGAAGGCUAACAUUUGGAGUGGACUUUAAAAGAUUAUUAUAAUUAUUAUUAUUAUUCAUUUGUUCUACUACUCGUCAGGACAGAUUUGAUAAAAACAGGUUUUCAUGUGACGAAGAUGGAUGUUGUUCAGAUGAGCAUUCUAAGUAUAAUAUGCUGUAUGAUAUUUACUUGCAACAGGUGUAUUAUGAUGGCUCUAGAAGAUAAAACAUAUAUCAUGCCAGGGAGUGUUAUUGGAUAUAAUGUAAGUAGUGCCAAAUACUGAAUAGAGUAUAUUGUAAUGUGCAAUUAUGAUGUCAGUUUCUGACCAUUUAAACUAAAAAUUUGCUGCUCAGAUUUCAACAAUAUCUAUAGCUGUAAUGAUUUCAAGUGAGUUUUGUCUCUUUAAAUGGUAUCAAGGGAUUUUUUUAUAUUUUGUUUUAUUUUACAAAAUGCUAUUAACCUGCCCAAAUUUUAGCAGCUGAAAUAUUUGUUGUUGGUACAAUCUAAAUGUUUCAAUAGAUGUAUACUAAUAUUAGUGCAAUCUCAUAUGAUAGUCUUAUUCAAGUA
Molecule: messenger RNA, 2575 nt
Organism: Strongylocentrotus purpuratus (purple sea urchin)
Lineage: Eukaryota; Metazoa; Echinodermata; Echinoidea; Camarodonta; Strongylocentrotidae
Product: aldo-keto reductase family 1 member A1-B
Exons: 7
Coding region: 145-1146 (333 amino acids)
Cellular component (GO): cytosol
Molecular function (GO): aldose reductase (NADPH) activity
Source: RefSeq, a predicted model, not a curated record